Molecule: messenger RNA, 1668 nt
Organism: Hydatigera taeniaeformis
Lineage: Eukaryota; Metazoa; Platyhelminthes; Cestoda; Cyclophyllidea; Taeniidae
Source: the annotation of a GenBank genome assembly
AUGUACUAUUUUACGGAUUCUCCCACAAUUCUUACUGACUUACCCAAUGAUCUCACUUGCUCAAUUGCCUCCACUGACGACGGCAGGUUCGUUGCUGUAUCUGUGAAUAAUCACAUUUACUUUCACUGUCAAAAGUCACUGACUCUUCUCGGUCGGUAUCGACACAAUCCUCAGGCUGUGGAAACCGGUGGAAAUCUGACCGACUUAGGGUUCAUAUGCCUUCUCUAUUUGUCAGUGAGGGAGUCGGACCAGCUGGAUAAUGAAAAGUAUGUGGAUGGUCCAGAGAUGCUUCAUAACGAAGGUUUUGAUCUUCAUGAUAUUGCCAUUCAAUCGGAGUUCGGUAGCAAUGCAGUUCUGAAUCAUAUUGACCAGGCUGUGAACUGUCAGGACUUUCAUUGGGCACCCACAUUGGGCGGGUUUCUUGCCACACUCACAGAUCGCAGGCUGCUCUUGGUCAUCCUCCCUCUAUGUAGACUGGUUCCUGAGUUCAUCAGAGCAGUUUGGUUGACCUCUGUGGAAGAACCUUCUGCCAUCUCCGUCAAUAGUCGAUUUCGAGGGUUCGCUGUCGGGACCUCUAAGGGUGAAAUAAUCUCCUAUCACUUGGAAGAGAUGUCCGAUAAUCCUGUUAGCUCGCAGAAGUUUUGCCUUCCUGACUCCGUCAAGCAUGGGAUUGAAAAGAUGCCAGACUCAGUGAAGACACUCGCUUGGUCACCCGACGGCUACUGCCUUGCUGUGGCGUGGAGCACUCAUGGAAUGGCUCUGUGGAGUGUUUUUGGCUCCUUACUCUACUCCACUCUUCUUGAUCAAACUGAAGUCACUCGUUUCUUUGCACCCCUCAACUUUUGCUGGACACUGCAGGGGUUUCACUUGUGGACAGUUUCCGCAUUUGUCGGCGAUCAGGAUCGUCGUAUGAGGGAAGAGUGUUUGAACGCUUUUAAGGAGCGGAUUUUGCACAGCUGUAAUGCUCUGCCCCAAACACAGCGUCAAGUGGCCAAAAAUGUGGCAAAAAUGCGUUCCAACCUGCACCUUGAUGACGGUAGUGGUGAUGUCAAUGGUAGCCGCAAUCAGAACUUCCUCAUGGUUUUUCAUUUGGCCAAGUCGGCUCUUGCUUCCAAUCCAACAAAGGACAACCACCUCCACCUACUGCUGUGCACUGCGGAUGCUUUUAUUGUUACUAUCCGACGCUAUCUUCACUCUCGACGGGGUAUGCUCCAUGUUCCAUUACCUUCGCCCUACAUUCAAGCCAACUUUCCGCUCAAGUUCGUUGCUCUAAAUCCACAAGGCAGCCAGGCUGUUGUUGCGGGUUCUCGGGGCCUCGCUAUCUUCAUGCUGCAUUCACUCCGGUGGCGCCUCUUUGGAAAUGUCUGUCAGGAGCAGACUUUUGAGGUACAUGCAGGCUUGGCCUGGUGGGGACGCUUCGUUUGCUGCUGUGCAUUUAACUAUGCCAAGAAUCACUGUGAGAUUCGGUGCUAUCCUACCACGGAGAGACUUGACGAUCGAUUUGCCUCAAUUGUGGCUCUGGAAAGUUCCAUUCGUCCUCUUGUACUUGAUAUCGUGGGAGAUUGUCUAAUUUUCUUCUCCACCGACAGCCACUAUCGGUCAUUUGAUCUCUCUCUCGGGUCUAAACCGCAUGGUAUGUCGACUAGGAGAUCGUUUUGGUCUUUUUAA